Messenger RNA from Hemicordylus capensis (graceful crag lizard), 665 nucleotides. Its product is annotated as claw keratin-like. Bases 73 to 591 code for a protein of 172 amino acids. The transcript has 2 exons. The record is from RefSeq and is a predicted model, not a curated record. Gene Ontology annotation, molecular function: structural constituent of cytoskeleton. NCBI's taxonomy places the organism in Eukaryota, Metazoa, Chordata, Lepidosauria, Squamata, Cordylidae. Gene Ontology annotation, cellular component: intermediate filament.
UCAGCUUCAUUCGACUCUCCUGUCUUCACUGCAUCCUCUCAGAGAAGCCGAAUCACCUCCAUCUUUCCAGCCAUGGUUUCUAACUGCGGACCAUCCUGCACCGUCCCAUCCUGUGCUUCUACCCCAGUGGUCGGUUUCGGCUCUGCAGGGAAUGGCUUAGGCUAUGGCCUUGGUGGUCUUGGCUAUGGCUGUGGCUUUGGUGGUCUUGGCUCUGCCUAUGGCCUUGGUGGCCUUGGCUACGGAGGUCUGGGCUCUGGCUAUGGAGCCGUCGAAACUUCUGGCAACCUGGGCACCCUGGCCGGAGUCAUCCCUUCCCCCAUCAACCAGAUCCCCCCAUCAGAGGUCGUGAUCCAGCCACCCCCCGUUGUCGUGACCCUCCCAGGAGCCAUCCUGUCCGCUAGCUGCGAGCCCGUCUCCGUGGGAGGAAACACUCCCUGUGCCAUUGGGGGUUCCGGGAUUUUAGGAUCCGGUCUCUAUGGCGGCCUGGGUUCUGGCUUGGGUUACGGAGCCUUUGGAAGUAGGGGUGGAUAUUACGGAAGGAGGUCUCUCCUGGGGCGCCGUGGGAGCGUCUGUGGGAACAUCUGCGUAUAAACCUCUUAAUGCUGAAAAGAAGAUCCCCAUGAAAGCAGAAAUGACCAGGAACGGACAGCCACCAUCGAGUUCUG